GAGCGCCGAAGAGCAAGAAAAACCUGUGUGGACGAACGCAGAGAACCUGCUAAUAUAUCUAAUUUAAGAGAUUCGUCAGGGAAACCUUAGGCAGAUUGCCGAGUAGAUUCGUAUCAUUAAUUUCCUUCUCAAUAUUCUAACCUAUUAACCCAAUACUACUAUAACAUAUUCAUACUAGUAUCUAAUUUAAGAGGUUGAGAUCAAAUACUGCAAAAGGAGAAAGGAGAAAUCCUUUACCUUCACUAUCGCCCCACAUGGUAAAUAUUAGGAAUCCUAACAAGUCUCUCAUUUAAUAUCACGUGAAUCCUAGAAAAGCUCGCAUUGAUCCCCAGUUCUUAAUGAUUUAGUUAGUGACACUGUAUCUUAUUAAGUUUAAGAGAGAUACUCUUUACCAUCCUUUUCCUGCCGUCACUCUUCUUCUAUCUUGAAAAAGGAGAAGAAGCCCUCCCCUUGCCCUCUUCUUCUACUUGGAAGGGCAUCUGAUAUCAUAAGAUCACUCACUCUACAUCCGGCGGGGCACAACUUAUAAUUAGUGAUUUAAUAAACUUCGAACUAGGUAGUUUUUUCAUCCCAUCUGUGGAGUAGGUUUUUGACUAUCUAAGGUGUUAACAAGUUAUUACUUCGAAAGUGCUGCUCUAAAUUAUGCAGCAAGUAGACAAAACGGAGAACACCCUGAAGGCAGACAAGAGCGAGAAACUGGGAGCGCAGCUCGAUGACCUAGUUAAGGCUCAUUGUCUCGAUUUCGCUCUUCUGUGUCCAUUGUCUCGAUUUCACUCUACUUCAAUAUCCCUGAUGGUCUUGAUGGACACUGUUGGAACUGUUGGCUUGUUUUCUCGUAGAAACAGGACCUUAAACUUUCCGUCAUGAUGCCACUGUUGGAAUUGUUUUGUCCCUCCUUGAAUAGGCUAGUUUUGCUGUUUUGCCAAAUGUGGGCGUGGGGGAGUAUGAUUAAUCACGAUCCUCAGUCGAUCUUGUUCUGGGGUAUUUUGAUGUUUGAAAGCACAUCGGAUGGUAGGCCCCAACCUAACCUAACCUAACUUAUCAAGACGACGCACAUGUACAACCUUGCUCUAACUUAGUCGCGGCCACAGAUGAUAUCUCUACGAAGUUGAGACAAGACCUUUUCGUGGAAAUUGAGAAAGCGGAGGACGCGUAUAGCCUCUGGCACAAGACGGACUGCACAGAUUAAGGAUAAUUACCGUAAUUCUAAUUCAGUUUGAAAACGCCUUCGGAAGCGAUCACCACGCCCUCCUGCACAUUUUCCUUGGGGCGCUUCGCCUGCGCUUUUGGUCGGCACCUUGCGUGUAGACCUAGCAAAGGCACCUUAUCCUAUGAUCUUAUCUUCUUUGGUCCCCGUUUGUUUGAGGGAAGGAAAACACGUGGUCAAAGAUGCUUUUCAAGGUGAAUAUAAAUACUUAUGUUCUAAAGAACUAGAGACGCUGAGAAAUCUUGUGGCCUUGUUCUGCGACUUGAGAGCGCAGAAGCAGAAGC
This is a messenger RNA of Amoebophrya sp. A25, 1491 nucleotides long. The record is from the annotation of a GenBank genome assembly. Lineage: Eukaryota; Dinophyceae; Syndiniales; Amoebophryaceae.